CCUCCCUCCAUCCCUCCCUCUGCCUGUGAGGAGCUGCAGACAUGGCUCUUAGCAAUUUCCUCUUUGCUCAGUGCAUCUGCUACUUCCUGGCCUUCCUCUUCAGCUUCAUCGUAGUGGUGCCGCUGUCUGAGAAUGGCAACGACUUCCAUGGCCGAUGCUUGCUCUUCACCGAGGGCAUGUGGCUCAAUGCCAACCUGACCGUGGAGCGGCAGCGCUUCACCGUGCAGGAGUGGGGGCCCGAGGCCGCCUGCCGCUUCAGCAUCUUCACCGGGCUCCUCUCCUUGCUGCUGGCUACAGUGCAGGCCUGGCGGACACUCUUCUUCCUCUGCAAAGGGCACGAGGACUCUUUCUUUUAUGCCUUCCUGAAUCUGCUGAUCAGCGCCUUUGUGGUGUUUAUCACGUUUAUUGCUAGCACUAUAGUGAGUGUAGGAUUUAACAUGUGGUGUGAUGCAAUUACUGAAAAAGGAAGCAUGCCAAAUAGCUGUGAAGAAUUACAGGAUAUAGAUCUUGAACUGAACUUGGAAAACUCUGCUUUCUAUGACCAGUUUGCUAUUGCACAGUUUGGUCUGUGGGCUGCCUGGCUGACUUGGCUGGGAAUCACCAUUCUGGCUUUCCUGAAGGUGUAUCACAACUACAGACAAGAGGACCUGCUAGACAGUCUGAUCCACGAGAAGGAGUUGUUGUUAGGAAGAUCCUCUUCACGAACCUCUUUGCAAGAUGAGAAAAGUGCCAUGAUCUAAAGUGUAAGCAAACUUCCAGGGCAGGAUCUAGUAUUUAUUAUUCAAUAGUUCAAGAUGAUGUUGAGUCAGAGUAUUGAGUGUGUGAGAUCUUUUCUUUCCUGAAAAAGGAUGUACUUGUCAAUCACUCGCUUCCUCAAUGAAAAAUUCUUGGCAGAAGUAUUUAUGUUAGGAUACAGAGAACAAACUGCCACGUGUGCCUUUGGCGCAGCAAAAUUUCUGUCCUGCACAGGCAGGGAGCAGCACAGCCUGUAAUCCGCUGUUGCUAGCAGAGCUCCUGUAUGCUAUUGCUGCCUUUUGUGUCAGUGGCCAUUUCUGAGCACCAUGCUGGCAAAAGCGGGCUACAGAGUCUAGGCUAUUCCUCCAAACUAUUCUGCAACAACAGCUGUAACCGGAGCUGUGUCCAGGCCCUCUUCUCUCUGUCUCUUCCCUUUUGACAGUAAAUCUGUCCCAUUCUCACUUUAUUCUGAGCAACUGCAGCUCUGGUCCAGGUCCAGGCUAUUGCUGUCUCUGUUUUUGCUAUGUGUGGACACCAUGCUGUUGCUCCUGCUCUGAUUUCAAGUUUGUUUAGAACAUAAGACCUAUGUUCCAGAUGAUAAUUUAUUAUUAGACGGUUUUAAUUACUUUCAUGAAAAUACAAUAUUAUUACAGUGUCUGUAAAAAGCUGUGUGUCAUUUCGAGGGGUGAUGAUGGUGAUGAGUUGAUGGCUGGGCUUGGUGACCUUAGAGAUCUUUUCCAACCUUAAUGUUUUUAAGAAUGUUUGUGUUUUUGUUUCUUCUUAGAUUUUGGCAUGGCCAUCAUUUAUUAUGGCUUCUUGAAGCGUAGCUUAGCUAGCAAUUCCUGAAGCUUGCAUACAAAGAAAUUAAGCCGAAUUCAUAGGAUUAGUGCUCGUGCAUUUGUAAAAGUAACUUGGUCCCUAAUACUGUAUGCUAUUGAGUUCUGAAUAUUAUAGUUUACUUGUUGUAUUUAUUUCAUAUAGAGUAUGCAAAAUUACCGUAAGCAUUUGCAUUGUAGGUAUCACUAUGUAUCUAUCAACAUAGCAAAGAGCAUGAACAGCUGAACUAUUCUAUAGGUAGCUCAGUGCUGAAUGGGCCCAUUCUCCACACUCCCAGGCAGGAGUUCCAGGGCUGACAAAUUUUGAUGUGAAAAGGGAGAACUGUUACUUUCACAAAGCUCACUAGUGAUCCAGUUGUUGCUUUCAGUUUUGCUUAGCCAGCACUUCAAUGAAUGAGGUAGAUAAGAAGUAGGUCCAAUAAUUAAGAAGAAUGACUCAGAUGAAUGUGAGAUUUGCAUGGCAGAGAAAAAAAGUUGUGCUAGAAUUAGGCAGUUAUCCCCGUGUGCACAAUGUACACAAGACCCUCAUUCAGCAGAAAACUUCAGCAAGAAAUUACGUUUCUAAGAGUACCCUGACACUGCCUGUGGCAGCUGAGCCUGAGUUGACACUGAAUUUACUGCAACACAGGUGCAAAUCAUACCCAUCUAUACUGCCUGGUGGAUAGGCCUGAGGAGAACUGGCUUCUACCAUUUACUAGUGUCUUCUGGGACUGUCUGGUACUUAAAGUUAAGUACCUGUUUAAGUGGCUGAAACAGAAUUUGAAGUCAUAACAAAUCUUGUCAUUUUCAAAGAUUUUACGGCAUAAAAUCUAACAGUACAUUUAACAACCAAAUUGUUCUCAUAGGUUUAGGGGAAAAAAAAAAAAGCAAACGG
Messenger RNA from Numida meleagris (helmeted guineafowl), 2445 nucleotides. RefSeq names its product transmembrane protein 179 (gene TMEM179). The coding region runs from base 42 to 740 and encodes 232 amino acids. The transcript has 4 exons. Lineage: Eukaryota; Metazoa; Chordata; Aves; Galliformes; Numididae. The record is from RefSeq and is a predicted model, not a curated record.